This is a messenger RNA of Diatraea saccharalis (sugarcane borer), 555 nucleotides long. The record is from the annotation of a GenBank genome assembly. Lineage: Eukaryota; Metazoa; Arthropoda; Insecta; Lepidoptera; Crambidae.
AUGAACCGUCUCGGCAUGCUGGUGGACCUCUCGCACGUGUCCGAGCGCACUAUGCGUGACGCACUGUCAGUGUCACGUGCGCCCGUCCUCUUCUCGCACUCGUCGGCGCGUGCGCUGUGCAACGUCACAAGAAACGUUCCCGACACAGUACUGCGUCUACUCGCUGCUAACAAAGGACUCAUCAUGGUCAACUUCUACACCUCUUUCCUCACCUGCAGGGACACGGCUACCGUUAAAGACGCAAUAGCUCACAUAAAUCACAUCCGCGACGUAGCUGGAGUAGACAGCGUAGGUCUAGGAGCUGGCUACGAUGGAAUAAAUUACACACCUCAAGGCUUAGAAGACGUCUCCUCAUAUCCUUUGCUCUUCGCGGAGCUUAUGGAAGAGGGAUGGAGUAUAGAAGAUCUAAGAAAACUUGCAGGGCUAAACUUGCUGAGGGUAUUGAGCGCCGCCGAACGAGUGGCACGCGAAUUAUCAUCUGCACACGUGAUGCCCUUUGAAGACAUCCCACCGCGGCCGCUUGAUGUUCACAAUUGUUCUAGUCAAGAUUUAUAG